CCUUCCACUUUCUCGCUGCAGCAUCGUUUGACUCCCUCUCGAAGGAUCGCGUUUCCGCCUCUCCUGCCCAUCCCUUUCACUCCCUCCCCUCUUCUCACGAUGUCUCCCGCUGCCACCGAUCACCCCGCCCUCCCCAAGCUGGGCAUCCCCAACGGAAAACCAGUCGACAUGGACAGCAAGCUCGCCAGCCCCACCGACAGCGAGAAUGCGGAGAAGGAGAUGAACGCGCUGGACACGCGCAUGAACGGCACGACGCUCGAGAUCAAGACCGGCGAGGCGUCCAAAGACCCAUUGAUGCAUGACGCCGUCAACAGCGCCGGCCCGACGUUCAACGAUGAUCCCCUAUCUGCCACCGCCCUCAUCUCCCCUCUGCACACCGUCAAUUGGGAGACGGCCUCCUACUUUACUCCCCGCCGCGCCACCGUCAACACCAUCGAUGGCGCCCUGGGAAGCCCGAGCGGCCGUGCCCCGGUCAAUAAAUGGGAGGCCUUCAAACGCACCGGCCCCCACUACCCCCCGUCCCUCGAAAAGAUGGUGAUGGACUACCACCAUCGCCACAGCAAGUCCUGGCAGCUGGCCCACGACAUGGGCGCCGGCUCGGGCCUCUACUCCCCCAUCCUCGCCAAGUACUUCCGCCACGUCCACAUCUCCGACCCCAGCAGUACUGGCUUGAGCAAGUCGAGAACAGCGAUGACGUUGUGGAGCGGCGAGAACAAGAGGAGCAGGGGCCGCUUCACCUUUUCCAAUGGGAAGCCGGAGCAAGGACACGAGGCGUCGGCCGACCGGACGGUCGAUUUGGCCAUCAUGGUCGAGGGAGCACACUUCACCAACGCCGACACCAUGGUGCGCAGUGCCGCCCAGUCGCUGUCGUCGAGCGGCACCCUCGCCCUCGUGAGCUACCAUCCGGUGUGCCGCAUCACCGGCAACCCGCGGGCAAACGAGGCCCUGCAACGUCUCUUUGCCGCCUGGGGCUCGCAGCCGUGGGAUGUGGUGUGCGGCGACGCUCGAGGACAGAAACAAUUCAGCCAGGGCUUGGACUUUGUCCCCUUGCCCGCCGAGCUGUUCGACAUCUCCAAGACGCGUCGCAUCACCAUCAACACGCAAAACAAGGGCAGUGCCGCCUUCCAAGUACCCGGCGCGCCCAUUGUCGAUGUCUCCGACUCGCGUGUGCACCCGUCUGAGCGUCGGCAGGACUUUAGUUCGGAGAAUGCAGACGAUCAAGCGAAAGGCUGGAGGCAAGAAGUGGGCCCGGAGUUCUUCCGCAGCAUGACUGCCGCUCUCAUUGGGCCCAUGGGCGUGCAGCGCUACGAGGAGGACUUUAAGAAGAUUGGAGACAUCAUCCACGAGACGAGCCCGAAUGGCAUUUUGGUGACGGUGGAGUGGACGGUGGCUAUUGUCUUGGCUACCAGGAGAUGAGGGUGAACGAUGAGACUUGCGGGGUGAUAGACAGCACCAUUUGUAAAAGUGAUGAUAUAGGCCUACGAUCUGUCUGUAUGAUAUUUGGCAGUGUUCAGAUAGAGAAUGCAUUUGCAGUCUUCCUGCCGUGGACUUUUCGGCGUUCUUCGCUGGUACAUAUCGUAAACGUCAUGCGUCCGUGCACGA
Neohortaea acidophila is the source of this 1602-nucleotide messenger RNA. RefSeq lists its product as uncharacterized. Bases 100 to 1416 code for a protein of 438 amino acids. The transcript has a single exon. Lineage: Eukaryota; Fungi; Ascomycota; Dothideomycetes; Mycosphaerellales; Teratosphaeriaceae. The record is from RefSeq and is a predicted model, not a curated record.